This is a messenger RNA of Lemur catta (Ring-tailed lemur), 2955 nucleotides long. RefSeq names its product solute carrier family 6 member 3 (gene SLC6A3). The coding region runs from base 1 to 1860 and encodes 619 amino acids. Gene Ontology annotation, molecular function: norepinephrine:sodium symporter activity; dopamine:sodium symporter activity. Lineage: Eukaryota; Metazoa; Chordata; Mammalia; Primates; Lemuridae. The record is from RefSeq and is a predicted model, not a curated record. Gene Ontology annotation, biological process: sodium ion transmembrane transport; dopamine uptake involved in synaptic transmission. The transcript has 14 exons. Gene Ontology annotation, cellular component: neuronal cell body membrane; presynaptic membrane; plasma membrane.
AUGAGUAAAAGCAAAUGCCCGGUGGGACUCAUGUCGUCCCUGGUGGCCCCGGCUAAGGAGCCCAACGCCGUGGGCCCGAGGGAGGUGGAGCUCGUGCUGCUGAAGGAGCAGAACGGGGUGCAGCUCACCAACUCCACCCUCGUCAGCCCGCCCCAGACCCUCGGGGACACCCAGGAGCGCGAGACCUGGGGCAAGAAAAUCGACUUUCUCCUCUCAGUCAUUGGCUUUGCGGUGGACCUGGCCAACGUCUGGCGGUUCCCCUACCUGUGCUACAAAAAUGGUGGUGGUGCCUUCCUGGUCCCCUACCUGCUCUUCAUGGUCAUUGCUGGGAUGCCACUUUUCUACAUGGAGCUGGCCCUCGGGCAGUUCAACCGGGAAGGGGCCGCCGGGGUCUGGAAGAUCUGCCCCAUACUGAAAGGCGUGGGCUUCACGGUCAUCCUCAUCUCGCUCUACGUCGGCUUCUUCUACAACGUCAUCAUCGCCUGGGCGCUGCACUACUUCUUCUCCUCCUUCACCAUGGAGCUGCCGUGGAUCCACUGCAACAACACCUGGAACAGCCCCAACUGCUCCGACGCCCACUCCGGCAACUCCAGCGACGGCCCAGGCCUCAACGACACCUUCGGGACCACACCCGCCGCUGAGUACUUUGAGCGAGGCGUGCUGCACCUGCACCAGAGCCGUGGCAUCGACGACCUGGGCCCUCCGCAGUGGCAGCUCACGGCCUGCCUGGUGCUGGUCAUCGUCCUGCUCUACUUCAGCCUCUGGAAGGGGGUGAAGACCUCAGGGAAGGUGGUGUGGAUCACAGCCACCAUGCCGUACGUGGUGCUGACUGCCCUGCUGCUGCGGGGGGUCACCCUGCCCGGAGCCAUCGACGGCAUCAGAGCGUACCUGAGCGUUGACUUCUACCGGCUCUGUGAGGCGUCCGUCUGGAUCGACGCCGCCACCCAGGUGUGCUUCUCGCUGGGCGUGGGGUUCGGGGUGCUCAUUGCCUUCUCCAGCUACAACAAGUUCACCAACGACUGCUACAGGGACACGCUUGUCACCAUCUCCAUCAAUUCCCUGACGAGCUUCUCCUCCGGCUUCGUGGUCUUCUCCUUCCUGGGGUACAUGGCCCAGAAGCACAGCGUGCCCAUCGCAGACGUGGCCAAGGACGGGCCGGGGCUGAUCUUCAUCAUCUACCCGGAGGCCAUCGCCACGCUGCCGCUGUCCUCGGCCUGGGCCGUGGUUUUCUUCAUCAUGCUGCUGACCCUGGGCAUCGACAGCGCCAUGGGCGGCAUGGAGUCGGUGAUCACCGGGCUCAUCGACGAGUUCCAGCUGCUGCACAGGCACCGCGAGCUCUUCACACUCUUCAUCGUCCUGGCCACCUUCCUCCUCUCCCUGUUCUGCGUCACCAACGGUGGCAUCUACGUCUUCACGCUGCUGGACCACUUCGCGGCCGGCACGUCCAUCCUCUUUGGGGUGCUCAUCGAAGCCAUCGGGGUGGCGUGGUUCUAUGGUGUCCGGCAGUUCAGCGACGACAUCAAGCAGAUGACGGGGCAGCGGCCCAGCCUGUACUGGCGGCUGUGCUGGAAGCUGGUCAGCCCCUGCUUCCUCCUGUUCGUGGUCGUGGUCAGCAUCGUGACCUUCAGUCCCCCCCACUACGGAGCCUACGUCUUCCCCACCUGGGCCAACGUGCUGGGCUGGGUCAUCGCCACGUCCUCCAUGGCGAUGGUGCCCCUUUACGCGGCCUACAAGUUCUGCAGCCUGCCCGGGUCCUUCCGAGAGAAGCUGGCCUACGCCAUCACGCCCGAGAAGGACCGGGAGCUGGUGGACAGAGGGGAGGUGCGCCAGUUCACGCUGCGCCACUGGCUGUUGGUGUAGCCUGGAGCGGGAGGAGGCGCCCAGGGGCAUCUCGCCACGGGAGAAGCUCGAGCAAAGAAGGGGCUGCGUUUCCAGAGCGAGCAUGGCUACUGGCUGCCUGCUCUCACCUCCGCUUCACUGAAAAAACAAACAAGGCGUGAGGCUUUUAUCUUCCGACUGUUUACACCCUUUCGUACCACCCGUGAUGCCUCGCUGUGUCCGUCCUGUUCCGUGUGUGCGAGGCCGCUCCCUCCCCAACUCUGUGGCCACACCGGGCACAGGCCUGGCUGUCACCUGUGUUCUGAGGAGGCCACGUCCUGUACAUACACUGUGCCGAGAACCCCUGUGCUCACAGUUGCUUCCUGCGUCAUUUAUUUUGCUCAUGUUAAAAAAGCCAAGUAUCCUAUUUUGUGCAGUUGUGCAGAAGGUGGAAUGGAAGAAACCACUAAUAUGUGCGAAGUCCCUUCCCGUCGCGUGGCUCCGUGGACCAGCGUGGGCUGCCUCCGUCCUGCCUGCGUGGGCUCUCCCGGUCGCUGUGGACACUCAGGCCGCAGAAGGAAGCGCGCUCCAAGCAGAGUGUGUCCCUUCCCCUGACACUCACGGCCGCCUGGGCAGACAGCCUGGAGACCGCCCUGCUCGGCCCAGAGCCGGCAAUUCGGGAAAGACCCCACCAGGAUUUCAUUUCUCUCAGAUGCACGUUGCAUCAAGCACGCUUUCUACGUUAGGGGAUGGCUUUUUAAAUCCUACCACCUGUGAGCCACACUGAAUCCAAGAUCGCAAGGUUGGCUUCUCCCGCCCGUGUGCUGACGCUGCAGUCUUGCCCACAAGGACUUUGAGCAACGCCACGCGGCAACCGUAGGUGAGAACCGCUGUCUGUGCACUCUUCCCUGCCCGGAGGGAAGACUGGGUGCGGCCUUUCGGAUCCGUGGCCCACAGCCCAGGGGCCAGUCUCCGCUGCCCUCGCAAGUGGCCGCGGCGGGUACAAGGGAUGGGAAUUCGACGUUGGCCUGUUGCUGCGAGGUCGUGUGCAGCUGCCGCUGAGCGAGGAGAGCUCACCACGUCCAUGUGACCCGUGGCAGGACAGCCAUCGCUGUCGCCGAGAGUGACUCGUGUAGA